CAUCUCGGUCACGACUCGCCAUCAUCGAAUCACGAAGUGGGAACAAGUGCGCCAAUUUUACUUCACCGCUGUACCUCGCAAGUGCGUAGGCGUGGACCGCAGCAUUUGUUUUCGAGACAAGGUCUGUCCGUCCUGCAGGCUACGCUUGUUCUCGCCAUCACAAGGCUUGAUCGCGUGGACGAUUUGCGUCAUUCGUACAAAGCAAAUCGACUCUAGAUUGGACUCGAGGCAGGCCUUCUUGACGUCUCACGAUUAACAGUCGCUGCUUGCGGAGAGUGUGGUCAUCCCUCCUCGCCUUGCGGCCUCGCUUCUCAAACGUAUCCGGUGACGGCUGUGGCGCACGAGCUGGCGCAUCGCCAAAGUGAGGUCGGCCUGCUCACCUGAUUGACGGAGCAACUCAUCGUCCGUAUUCGCAUUGAUGGACCCUUCGCAUCGAGCCGCGCUGCCUCGCAGACCCUCAGACGACUACUACACCUCGACACUCGACACCUCGCACGAGCCGCGCCUCAUUGCGUUUUCCGAUUCUACCACCCCUUCGGCGGCUUCGCGCCCUCGCAGGCCAAGUCUGCUGAACCUGGCCAAGUCACCGGAGGUGCUCUACGGCAGCAUUCAGCUUCCUUCGAAUCACAGGCGCAACUCUGCUGCACGAUCUAGCAGCGGUCCAGAGGCUGCAGCGGGCAUCCUUGCAGGCACUCGGCGCGAGAUGCCCGCUCGCCCCUCAUGGAUGAGUCCUGACAGGCCCACAGUCGGACUGGGGGGACAUGGUGCACGCAUGCUGGACGAGGAGGAGGAGCCGCGGCCCCGCUACGGCGUUCGAGCGGAUGUAUCGAGCGUCGACGAGCGUUCCAUCUCCACGACUGCGCCACAUUCGAGACAUCGAAGUCCUUCAUCGUCGUUGAGCAAUGGUUUGAGGAACCCUUCCCUCCACGCCCAUCACUCCACACGUCCACGACCACCCGAUGGUCACGAUCUGCCUAGCGCGCCAAAGCCUGCUUCAACCCCCACCCGCACCGACAGCUUUCUCGCGUCCCUUAUGCGUGCGGGCAGCGCGACAGCAAGCUCACCGACUUUGGAGCGUGAACCGAUACCGUCGCCUACAUUGACCUGCGCAUCCGCUCCACCACCUGGGCAAGUAAGAUCCAACAGCCCUGUCUACUCGAGCACGUCUGGAAGGGGCGCGCCUGUUCACGUCGGCAAUCACAAUCGAAUGCCUUCUCAUCCCCCCUCGAGGCCCUCGUCACGUGCCUCUGCAGACCGCGAGCUUCAUGAUCCACGCCUGACCCGCCAUCUACACGACAAGGACAGCAUGCUUGGCAUGCAACGGCAGACCACCGACCGUCAACGUACUGUGAGCGCGUUUGGCCAUCCAGAUGCACGAGUCGGAUCUGUAGCGCCGCUCAGUUCUAGUCCAAGGCUGCCAGACUUUGCGACCUUUUCUCGCCGCGUCGCGGAAUCGGGCAGAGCGGAUGGCGACCACAGUGGCUCCUCUGCCAGUACACCUGUACUCGGGAGUCGGCCGGUGUAUCCCAGUAUGCCGGCGCACCCAAAUGCUUCGGCAUUGGAUUCGAGGUUGAUGGUGACUCCGUCGCGCUCGCUGCGAGUCGGGAUGCAUCGGCGCAAUGCCAGUGGAGAUCAGAUCUUGGGCAAGCGCAAAGGCGAUUGGGCAGGUGACGCUGCGCCCCCGGAACGCAACUCUCACGCGCACUACUCUGUCAAUCAUCCCAGUUCCAUGCCUGGCAGGCAGCCGCCCCCUCCACCACUGGCUUUUCCGCCAUCGCGCUCGGCCACGGCCUCGCAGUCCAAUGACCUGCACUACCGGGAAAGUCACACGCAAGAACCUGCCUACGCUUCGCCGACUGUUCAGCAGUCGUUUUCGAAUACGUCCUACCAACCGUCUAUCGUGCGUGGAGCGCAGUUGACUCGCCAAGUGGAGCGCCGCGAGCAGCACAGCAAUACGAGGCGACUACUGCUCCUCCACAUCGCUUCUCUACGCGAGCAGACUUCUGGCGUACAUCCCGUCGCCACCACAUUCCGCGUCAGCCACGCCGCAGUGGCGCAAAAGUCGUACGGCGCCGAAAAGCGCUUCUUGUGCCCACCGCCGAGCGUCACGGUCAGAGGUGCGCCGCUGCGGGCAUAUGUCCCGAGCGACUCCAAGACGCAGCAUCGCAUCCUGAUGCGUGUGACUGCCGUGGGCCCUGACGGAAGGCCUACCCAGUACGAUGAACUCGACGGUAGGGAUCCCGGCGUUCAUGGAAGAAGCGUUGCUGCCGAGCAAUUGGCUCUAAUGCGGGCAGAUGAAAUGUGGCCGAACGGAGUCUACUUUCUCGGACUGCACGUGGGAGGGGACAUGCGCAGCGACGGUGCCUCCAAGACAUUUAAAUUGCAGGUCGAGAUGCUGACUCCUCCAGGUCUCAAUGCUGCGCAUUCAGCCUUUCCCCAUGGCGUUCCCAACACGCUCGCUGGCUAUGAUGCGCGCCCAUGGGCUUCCUUUCUUUCAAGUCCAAUUAGCGUGAUCAGCAAACCGGCAAGAAAGAGCGCCAAGUCUCGCAACACCUCUAGCACCGUCAUGGCGAACAGCUUCGUCUGCCUUUACAACAGAGUCAACAGCCAGACGGUCAGAACCAGAUUCUUGGGUAUGGAGACUGAGCAGUCGAGGAGCGGACCGAUCAGCCGCCUCACAGCGAAGAUGGACGGCUGGACACCUCUACGCGUCGAAGUCAUUGGACGGCCAUACAAGAACGUCGAGUUUACAAACGAGCCGCUCAUGUAUGGCCACAUUAUCGUUCUGCGAGACGAGGCAGGUCUCUCCUCGGAUCCUCUUCUGGUUUGCCGAGUCGACAAGGGCAAAGUCGAGCUGUGGGACCAUGCCAGUGGAGAGCGCUCGAGCUCGAGUGUUGCCUCGGACGGUAUUCGGAGCUUUUUCAAGCUCACCGAGCGAGGAAUGCGCGAGCUGGCAUCUCAAGCUCCGCACCCAAACGAUCCUCCAAGAUACGGUCGAGGAGCCGCGGCUGAGACUGCGAAGAUCGCUCUUGAUGAGCAUGCCGCCCAGCAGCGCUCUUCCGUUGAUGCAGGCGAAGGCUCGACCACUCCUGGCGUACCAGGACAAAACGCGAGUCCGGUUAGUCAGAUGCAAAAAGUUGCGCUGCUGAGGAUUCUUCCCAGCUACGUACGCUGCGACAUGGACGACGCCUCGUUCGUUACCUUGACACUGCCCAGUCAGCAUCGCAAUUAUCUUUGCUCGACGGUUCCUGAGCGACGACAUGAGCUCGGCUCUCAGCGGUCUCCUGAAUCGGGCAACGGUUCUUGGACGGCUGCGCAGCGACCGAGAGCUCAUGGUCAUGAUGCUGUCACAUCGCAAGAGGUGGCGCGGAGCACCGCAUACGCGCAUGCUCGCUGCAGUGACGCCCCUUCAGGCUACCCGAACAAAAAACGCUUGCCAGCCUGGUCCUCGACGGUCGAGCCCAGCCAAGGGCGAGAGCAUGCUGAACAACGUGCGAGUCACGCACCGCGGCAAUCUGCACACUCGGCAUCGCAUGGUGCCGCCGGCCCAGCCUCAGCAUCCCUCCUUGAGGCCACUUCGGCAACAUACGCCAUACCCUCAAAAAGCGAUCGAGAGGCAAGAGUAGGCUCAGGCCAGUUUGCAGAUCACGUCGAGGUCGAUGUGGUGGACGACACGCUGUGCUGGUCCGUUGUGAUGGUCCAUCAACUCGAAUACACCUACAUCGAUGCCAAUACUGCGCUAUCGGGACCUGGCCAUCAGCCCCAGCCCAUCAGCAACCUGCCCGUCACACCUUUCUCUGCGGUUGCAAGCAAGCCCUUCUUUGAUCCAACGGAGAACAGGUUGAACUUUGCUACGCGGGAUCUGUUCUAUCCAUUCCCAAUGGACGAUGGCGGCCCACCAUGUCAGAUAGCCUCGGAAAUCUGGAUUGGCGAUCUUGGCCCCCUUCGCUUCGAGGUGCGCGGACCUCGACAACGCUCUGAUCGCGAUCCUCCGCCGCUCCACAAUGACGUUGUCGUCACCUUGCCGCCGCCCGACGAGAUGGCUGGAGCGGUUCAUCGCGCUCUGACCGCUGCGUAUCCAAACAGCUCGCCUGCGGAGCUGGAGGCAGCCAGUCCCGUAGGACUCCCAAUCAGCUUGGUCCGAGGAUUCGACGGUAUCGCCUACCCGUCGGAGCAUAAAAUCUUCCUCGACAGAAUGCAAAGCUCUCUUGCGCCCGACGCAGUCCAGCUCUACAGCAUUCGCAUAGAGUGAGCCACGCUCCCUUGUUCUUUACCCCGCCUCUCGACUGUUCUCUCCUCGCAUCUCUCU
Ceraceosorus guamensis is the source of this 4309-nucleotide messenger RNA. RefSeq lists its product as hypothetical. The record is from RefSeq and is a predicted model, not a curated record. The coding region runs from base 419 to 4252 and encodes 1277 amino acids. The transcript is spliced from 2 exons. Gene Ontology annotation, molecular function: DNA-binding transcription activator activity, RNA polymerase II-specific; RNA polymerase II cis-regulatory region sequence-specific DNA binding. Gene Ontology annotation, biological process: regulation of transcription by RNA polymerase II. Lineage: Eukaryota; Fungi; Basidiomycota; Exobasidiomycetes; Ceraceosorales; Ceraceosoraceae. Gene Ontology annotation, cellular component: nucleus.